This is a messenger RNA of Vigna unguiculata (cowpea), 1446 nucleotides long. RefSeq lists its product as uncharacterized. Lineage: Eukaryota; Viridiplantae; Streptophyta; Magnoliopsida; Fabales; Fabaceae. Gene Ontology annotation, biological process: regulation of DNA-templated transcription. The record is from RefSeq and is a predicted model, not a curated record. Gene Ontology annotation, cellular component: nucleus.
CCUGGCAGCAGCAGCAUCUCCUCUGUGAGCACGCACGCCAGUUUACAUUAGGUUAUAUCUCUCCUCUCUCUGUAUACUCUUUAAUUUUGUUCCAAAUUUGCGUCUUCUUCGUUUAUGCUUUCUACACUUGUUUCUUGUCUGCUAUUUCUCUGAUUAUUUUUCCUCUUUGUCAUGCAGGUGGAAUGUUUGCUUGUAGGACCAACCGAGGCAAAUCUAAUUAUUCACAAACAGUUUACAACACAGACAAAAAAAAAUCUAAUUAACAACCAAUAUAUCUCUAAUCAUACUCUUUUAAAUAAAAUUAUUCUUUUAAAAUAAUUAAUAUACUAUUAUUAAAUCACCGUUACUUUUAAAAUACCAUUUUUUAUAAUUUUACAUUUAGUUAUUUUAAAACCAAUAUUUAUCAGAUGAAUUUGAUUUAUUGAGUGUGACUACAUAAGUCCAAUUCUUUUACCUAGGUGCCAUCUACAGUAAUCUAAUAGCUAUAUUUAGUUCAGAAGUAUGAUCCUUAAUAUUUAGUUUUAACUCUUAGAUGGAAUGUAGUUAAAUACAAGCACUUAAGUUCAUUUUCUUAAGUUCAUUUUCUGUUUUACAAUUUGAAAUAAAAGCUCUAAAUAUGGUCAGAGAUUCGACCGUUAUGUUUGAAACCUAAGAGUACUCAGUGUAAUGCUACAGUUUAGGAGUGUAAGAAGAAAAAAGAAAAAAGAAAAAAGUAAGGAAUGGGGAGAGUGAUAGAAGAACCAAAAUUCGACUAUGAAGCUCUCAGACAGGCUCGUAUGUUAGAGAAUCAGGCUAGGUUGAAGUCUCUGGGUGUUGGAAAAACUGUUUCUGAGCUUAGAAAACAGGUAAAGGAACAACAACCACCUCGUCGUAGUUACCAAAAGAAAGUCUACGGUCUCACCCCUUUGCGUCGUUCCCUUAGAAUCAGCAACAACCUUACGCCACCACAAUCUAAUUCCACACCCCUUCCAACACCAAAACAAGAUAAGGUAACUUUGUCUGGGGAGAAAAAAGAGAAACAGAGACCUGCCAAUGCUCCUCUUGUGAACCUAAGCGAUGCUGAUCUUCUGCUUUCAUCAGAGAAUUCUGGUAGGCGGUGUAAUAGCAAAGGCAGAGGUAGUAUCUACAAUCCAGUUUUGGGAAUAUGCUGCCAUUUUUGCAGUUCAAUAUGCCUGAGGAAGCGAAAGAUGCCUCCAACUGGAAUAGCAGUAUUUAAAGCUCGUGAAAUGGGAUAUAAAUCAGUGGCACAUCUACUAAUGGAAGAACUUAAACUUGGAAAAUGCAAGUGAUGAUUGUAUUGUAAGAGUUGGUUGAUCUUAAUUUAUUAAUAUUCAAGCCUAAUGUUAGACUUCAAUUGCCACUCUGUUGCUUUUGUAACAUUCUCUAGUGUAACUCAUUUUUAGUGUAACUCUAUACCCGUAGUGUCUUCUGCAACCUGAUAAAAAA